CCACUUGCGCCAAGUGCCGCCUAAUCAAGACAAAUAACCUUAAACAGUAAACACUUCGACUUCACAGAUCACAAUAUUCUGUAGAUGGUAAUCAGUAUUCACACGUUCUGUUUUAUAGACACUACAGUACUACACAGUGAACAUUUCUUCGAAGACAAACGCACAAGUUCAAUAUGACCGCAGAUACAAGCGUCGCAAGCGUGACCGAUCCGACCAGCAAAAAAGUUCCAUACUCCACCAGAAUCAAAUAUCUCAACGAAAUUGCCAAGCCCUUGGCACCCAAGGCGCUUACCAAAAAAAUCUACAAACUCGUUAAAAAAGCACAUAAAGAAAAGACUUAUUUAAGAGUUGGUUUGAAAGAAGUGCAACGAAGAGUCCGGAGAGAAGAAAAAGGGUUAGUGAUUUUUGCUGGUGAUGUGUCACCAAUUGAUAUUAUGAGUCAUAUGCCUGGUGUAUGCGAGACAAAAAAUCUUCCUUACUGUUAUGUGCCUUCACGUGACGACUUGGGUUCAUCUAUGGGUGUUAAACGAUCUGCUGUCAUGGUACUUAUCAGAAAACAUGAAAACUAUGGAGAUUUAUUUGAUGAAUGCCAGAGCGAGAUCAAAGCUCUGCCCUAUGAUUUUUAGACUACUGAAAUUAAACAUCAAUGUUUAUUAACUAAGAAUAAUGUUACAAUUAAUUAUAAUUAAACAAAAUAUAUGAUAUAAGUAAAAUAAA
This is a messenger RNA of Diuraphis noxia (Russian wheat aphid), 717 nucleotides long. It is a transcript of the gene NHP2, whose product is annotated as NHP2 ribonucleoprotein. The record is from RefSeq and is a predicted model, not a curated record. NCBI's taxonomy places the organism in Eukaryota, Metazoa, Arthropoda, Insecta, Hemiptera, Aphididae. Gene Ontology annotation, molecular function: RNA binding.